This is a messenger RNA of Mauremys mutica (yellowpond turtle), 1799 nucleotides long. Its product is annotated as phospholipase A2 inhibitor and Ly6/PLAUR domain-containing protein-like. The coding region runs from base 160 to 873 and encodes 237 amino acids. The record is from RefSeq and is a predicted model, not a curated record. The transcript has 6 exons. Lineage: Eukaryota; Metazoa; Chordata; Testudines; Geoemydidae.
UCUGAUUGGUCCGAUCCAAAGGCAGAUAACUAACCUGAGGGGUUGUGAGCCCUGGGAGUUCCCUCCUUCCCCAGGAACAGUUGCAAGGUGCUCGCUGUGCCAGUCCUGAGAAACGCCGUUCAGCUCCGAGCCCGGCCCCGUGGGCCUCCCAGCACCAGGAUGGUUUCCUUCAUCUGCUGCCUUCUCCCUGCUCUCCUAGCUACAACGAGUGCACAAGCGUCAACCCUGACAUGCAAAACCUGCUUUGAUUCAGCGGACGCCUGCCGUACUGCUCAAAGGACCUGCAGAGUAGACAAGGCUACAGGUGGCUGUUUUGCGGUGGCAGAAGAUAUUACACUGGAGGGGACAAAGACCACGGGCUUCGCCAGUCACUGUAUAGAUGACUAUAAUAUGGGAGUUAAAGACCCUGUCACUGUCACUCUUGGGAAUGGCACGUAUCUGCGGAUCAACACCACAUGGUGCAACACAGACAAUAACUGUAACUCGGCUGUACCGGAAGUGCCCACGGGGAGCACCACCUUGAACGGGCUGCAGUGCCCAACCUGCUUGUCUCUGAGCGCCGAUACCUGUGACAGCCACAUCGCCCCUUGUACAGGGGACGAGACCUAUUGCAUCGAUUUCGCUGGGACGAUACAGAAAGGUUCAGAGAUAUCAACAUUUGCUGCAAAAGGCUGUGCUACAGCGUCCACAAAAGUGAUUAAAGUGGGAAUCAGCCUGGCUUCUGCACUCUCUGUGUUCACGUUCACAAAGGCGACCUCCAAACCUGCGGAGAAAACACCCACCAGUGGGGCCACCCCGGCUCUGGGGAGAUUCUCCUUUGCCCUCUACCUGCCUGGCCUGACUGGGCUGCUGCUGGUGAAGCUGCUCUCCUGACCCCGCCCGGCACGGCCCACGCAGCACCUGAUUCCUGCGCGUUGCAGCCCGAGCUCGGAAUCGUACGUUAAUUCUAUUGAUUAUUCACAAAUUCCCAGUGCUCGCUGGGAGGUCUGACAGCCUCUAGUUCCUAGAUCCGUCCCAGUGUCAUUAAAAUUGCUGUUCAGCUGGGAACCCCGAGGGGGCCGGUCGCAGCCCUCGCACUGGAGGAAACUUCUGUGUUUCUAAUCAUUGAUCAACUCGUUUAGCAGAGUCCCAAAUGCUCCAGCCCAGGAAGGGGGACAGCAGUAAUACAUGUGAGCUGUCCCGUUCUCGCACCGCCCCUUGCAGAACAACCGGAAAUGUUAGUCAUUAUCUUCCUCCUCACCAGCACCUUCCUCCUCAUCACCCGGGGCCGUGAUCCGGGCACCCCCCAAACGCUGCCUCUUGCUCGCCUCCUGCCCACAGGUUGGGGUACAACUUUAUAAUAUAUUAUUCCCAUGUCACUGUGCCUAAUGCCUAUUCAGUAGGGGGUUCUCCCCUCCUCCUUAUCUGUAUCUCCUCACCCUGCCGAUGUCAGGGUCCCUUCUCCUGUAGGUUAGGAUGUUACUGAUCUCAGCUUAUUCUCAGACACGUCAAUUCCUUGCCAUGGCCGGCUUGUGCUCAGACAUCUGCAGAAGUUCCCAUCCUAUAAUAUCCCAAAGCCGGCGUUAGCUCACGUCCCUGUGGCUGGCUGGUGUCAUUAUGGAGAAACCUCCCAUUUAAACACUCUGUUCCCAGGUCCCCCAAACGUAGGGGCGAGUUGUGAUAAGUAAAGUUGGGGGAUCGCGAUCUGCGGCAAUUCAGCGGGAGGUCCUUCGCUCCGAGCAGGAGUGAGGAACCCUCCGCCGAAAUGCUGCCGAAUCCUUGAAAGUGCCGCCCCGCUCCGGAGUGGCCGCCUCAAGCAC